AUGCGAAAAGGCUCAUCUGGUGCCUCAUAUAAAGAUUUGUGGCAUGCUGUGGGAGAAGGGUCCUUGCCUGAUGUAGAUUCUGUAUUGGCGCUAUUGAAGAAGAAUGGAAGUAAUAUCAAUUCGAGGAACAGUUUGGGUCUGACUCCUCUUCACAUUGCAACUUGGAGAAACAACAUUCUCAUUAUUCGAAGGCUUCUAGCUUCUGGUGCUUAUCCUGAUGCUAGGGACGGAGAAUCUAGGUGGAGUAGCCUUCAUAGGGCUCUACAUUUCGGUCAUCUUGCUGUAGCGAGUGUUCUUCUCCAGUCUGGUGCUUCUAUUACAUUGGAAGAUUCAAAAUGUUUAACACCUAUAGAUCUCCGGUCAGGGACUGUCUUGCAGGUUUUUGGAAGUGCACAACAUUCAAAGUUCAUUAAUCUUAUUUCAUCAGAGUCCAAUGAAGUUUGUAACAGAGAGGAUAAACGAACAAUAGCACCUGAGCAUGGUUGA
Molecule: messenger RNA, 486 nt
Organism: Hibiscus syriacus
Lineage: Eukaryota; Viridiplantae; Streptophyta; Magnoliopsida; Malvales; Malvaceae
Product: poly [ADP-ribose] polymerase tankyrase-1-like
Exons: 4
Coding region: 1-486 (161 amino acids)
Molecular function (GO): protein binding
Source: RefSeq, a predicted model, not a curated record